AGCAGCUUUGAGCGACCCGGCAGUCGCUUCCUAGUCCAGCCAGGAUGGCGGCGUCUGGCCCCUUCCCGCUGCUGGUCGAGGGGUCCUGGGGAUCCGAUCCCCCGAAGCACUUGACCAACAAGCUGCAGAUGUACUUUCAGAGCCGGAAGAAAUCGGGCGGAGGGGAGUGCGAGGUCGUCCCGGAGCCCGGGAACCCAGCCCGCUUCCGGGUGCUCUUCUCCCCGGAGGAUGUCCGGCAGAACGUUCUGGAGAAAAAGGAUCACGAGUUAGUGUUACAAGGAAAAGGAGCGUUCAGGUUAACUGUGUGGUUGCCUGCGGACCCAGGGGAAGCCUCAUUCUCUAAGGAGGCAAUUCCGGGAGAGGAAUCCAAGACAGAAGAAGAUGCUGUGAAACCAGAUGACUUGGACACAACACGUUCUCCCAGCGAUGGAUCUGAGAAAAAGGAAAACGUCCCAAAAGAAUGUGAACAUGCUUCCUCCAUGGUGGUAUUUGAAAACCUGCCAGAGAGAGUAGCCGACAUAGUACUGAUCAUCCUAGUGGAGAACCUGAGUGGCCUCCCCAGUGAUGACUUUAAGAUGGAAAUGAUCCGGGACUUCAACCUUGCUGUGGUUACCUUUCAGAAGCCUAUAGACACCAAAAAGUUUAUUAUUGAUUGUAUCAGCCACCCCUCGAAUCAACGACUCCAGCUCACCCCGAGGCUUCUGGAACCCACAAAUGUAGUGAGGGUGGAAAACCUCCCUCCUGGGGUGGAUGGUUACCAGCUGCAGCUCUUCUUUGAAAACCCUUCCAAUGGUGGCGGAAGCGUUGCCCGGGUGGAGUGCUUCCCCGAAGAGAGUUCGGCGCUGGUUGAGUUCUGUGACAGCAAAGUGUUAGACACCAUUUUGGCCAAGAAACACAGCUACAACAAGAUGCCGCUGUCUGUCUUCCCUUAUUAUGUCUCUCUGGGCACAGCCUUGUACGGCGAGGAGAAGCCCCUGGUGAAGCUUCCGGCAUCUUUCCAAGAGUCUCUGGGUCUUCCUCUGUUGAAGUUCUUUCAAAAACACAAUCACCUGAUCGAGGAGAUAAAUGAGGAAAUGAGACGCUGUCACUGUGAGCUAGUGUGGUCUGAAACCAAUGGCAAACUGACCGUCAGACCAGCGGCCACCUUAGCCAGUCACAGACCAAGCAUUAAGACCUGGAAGAAUGAUGCAUCCACAGCGCUCGCUGGCAUCAGGUCUAGAUACGAAGUUAAGCUGUUUGAGGUGUGUUCGCCAGUGUGGGACAUCAUCAAGCACGAGUUAAGAGAUGACAGAGUUUUGAUUGAGUUUGAGAAGGAGAGUCUCACCGUAGCGGGAAAGUCAGAAGAUGUCCAAGACAUUAGCCAGCGAAUCAAGGAAUUGAUAGACAGCACCACCAAAAAGCUCAGAAGGGAAGAGCAGAGUCUGAAGGAGACCAUGACCAUCCCUCCGGGAAAGCAUUUCCUCUUGCAGCACAGCGGUUUCCUGUUGGAGCUAAAGCAAGGCUACCCGGAGAUGGAGAUCUCUUACGACACCACCACCCAGCACCUGUGUCUUAAGGGGCUCCCGGCAGACGUGUACAAAGUGAAGUGUGACAUCCAGGAAAAGGUGUACGUCAUGGCUCACAAAGACAUCUUGGUUUCUCCUGAAAUCUUCAUGUUUCUGCAGCAAGCAGACAGUGGGGAACUCUCCAAGACCCUUUUCGAGGCACAGACCAUCCUCGCCACGUACGAGCUGAAAGGCACAGCCGUUCUCUUAACCGGUUGUUCUUCCCAAGUCCUGGCAGAAGCUGAGAAGAAGAUGCUCGGUGCUUUAGGUCAUAAGUGCAUAGAGGUUGAGGACGAGGAAGUUCUUAGAGGCAUUGCGUGGAAAAAGAAAGUUCAAUCUCUGCAAAAGAGACACAGCUCCUCCGCAACCAUUGUGGUAAAGAAUGAAUUAACCUCAGGGGCCGUCGCUGAGGUCUCCGUUGCGGGCUGUGUGAAGCAAGUGAAUGAAAUCCACAGCCAGCUCUUCGAGUUCUUGGAAAACAACAUGAAAGUGGAAAGACUGGUUGAGCUAGAACCGUCCUUGAUAAUUGACUAUUUAAAGACGGACAGGAGGCUGCUGUCGAAGACAAAAAAGACAAACGUGCAGGUGAAUUUCAAACCUAAAGACAACCCAAACAGCAUUUUGCUAACCGGCUCCAAGAAGAAAGUUCUAGAGUGCGUGAACACAGUCAAGGAAAUCCGGGAUUCCGUCUGCGUCAAACAUUUCCAGACUGACAAAGCCGGUGCCAGGCACUUUUUCCAGGAUAAAGAAUCGUAUUACAGAACGGAGAUGAGGCGCCAGUACGGAUGCAUCGUUGAGCUCCAGAAGGGUGGCGAGAAGCGGGGAGGCGGCAGUAAGGAGCGGAAGUGCCUCUUACAGAGGGACAUAGCCCCCGGAGUCACGCUGGUCGUACAGCAGGGAGACCUGGCCCUGUUUCCUGCCGACGUGGUGGUGAACGCGGCCAAUGAGAACCUGCAGCACACCAGCGGUCUGGCGGGCUCCCUGGCGAAAGCGGCUGGCCCUGAGCUUCAAGCAGCAUGUAACGAGAUAGUGAAACACGGCGGCCUGAUAUUCCCUGGCAACGCGACCAUCUCGAAAGCAGGCAAGCUCCCUUGCCGUCAUGUCAUCCACGCGGUAGGGCCUCGGUGGGAAAGGGAUAAGGUCGUGGCGUGUGUGAGCCUGUUAAAGAAAGCUGUGCAUCAAAGUCUCACUUUAGCCGAAAAGUACAAGUGCCAAUCCAUAGCCAUACCAGCUAUCAGCGCUGGGAUCUUUGGCUUCCCCUUAGACCAGUGUGUGGCGACCAUUGUUUCAGCCAUCAAGGAAAACGUCCUACGCAAGCAAGACGGACACACCUUGAAAAAGAUUUAUCUGGUGGACCUGUCUGCAAAGGUUGCAGAGGCCUUUGUGGAAGCUGUGAAAACCAUGUAUAAAGACACUCUUUUCCACACAGCUCUCUCACCCAGUUCAAAGGCAUUAGGACCCCCUGAGAAAACGCCACAGAAUCAGGGCUGUCUGCUGGUGUCACCCGAAGGCCUGAGAAUCCGCCUGGUGGAAGGAGGUGUGCAGAAUGCCAAGACCCAUGCCAUUGUCAACUCCGUUCCCUCGGAUCUUACACUGGAUAAGGGACCCCUUUCCCAGGCCCUCCUGAAAAAGGCUGGGUUAGAGCUCCAGGAGGAAUUGAACAACGUAGGAUCACAGGUGUCUGUCGACGUGGGCACGGUUCUUCGAACCAGCGGCUGUAAUCUGGACUGCCACCACGUGUUUCACGUGGUGGCUCCGCCGUGGAAAAGCAGCAACACUGCGUGGUCACUAAAGCUCAUGAAAAAUAUCAUCUGUGAAUGUCUGAGGCUCACCCAGGUGCUGUCUCUACAGUCGGUCGCCUUCCCUGCAAUAGGAACGGGAAAUUUGGGCUUUCCUAAACCUGAGUUUGCCAAAUUAAUCAUUUCAGAAGUGCUCAAAUUCAGUAGCAAGAACCAACUGAAAAGUUUACAAGAAGUUCAGUUUCUGCUGCACCCGAAAGACCAGGAAAACAUCCAGGCAUUUUCAGAUGAAUUUGACAGAAGGACUAAUGGGAGCCCUAGUGACCAAAGUCCCAAGGCUGAAGCUACACAAGGUGUCUAUGGAAGUCUUUCUAGCCCUACUUUAGGAAUGCAUGAAAUGCAUAUUGGCCCGAUCCUCUUCCAAGUGGCCACUGGGGACAUCACCAAAGAAGUGGCAGACAUGAUCGUCAAUUCAACAUCACUCGCAUUCAAUCUCAAAGCAGGGGUCUCCAAGGCAAUUUUGGAAGGUGCAGGACAAAAUGUGGAGCAAGAAUGUUCUCUCUUGGCUCAGCAGGGCCCCAGUGAGUAUAUAGUCACUGCAGGAGGAUCGUUGAGAUGCAAGAAUAUUAUCCAUGUUGUUGGUGGGAAUGACGUCAAAAGAUCAGUUUCCUGUGUUUUGGAAGAAUGUGAACAACGAAAUUACUCCUCCAUUUGCCUACCAGCUAUUGGCACAGGAAGCGCUCAACAGGACCCAAAUGUAGUUGCUAAUGCCACAAUGGAUGCCAUUGAAGAAUUUGUCCAGAAAAAAUCAGUGCAAGCUGUGAGGAAAGUCAAAGUUGUUAUCUUUCAGCCCCAUAUUUUGGAUAUUUUUUAUGACAAAAUGAAAGAAAGAGAAGGCUCCCCCGGUUCUCCCCAGAAGUCAGUGCUGUCUAAGAUUGCCUCCUUUCUCGGCUUUCCAAAGCAAGCUUCCCCCAAACAGAACACCCUGGUUUUGGAGAAAAAAGUAGAGCUGACGGUUUUCCAGGUAUGUGGUGCAGACACAGCCAAUGUAGAAAGUGCAAUCUCCUGGCUACAGGAUCUGAUUACCAAAGAGCAGUUUUCCUUCACCAAUGCCGAUGAGUGUGUCAGAGACUUUGACAGUAAUGAGUACGAGAAACUGAAUGAGAUGCAGAAGAGACUGAACAUCAUCAUUGAAAUGGACCAGAAGAAACCUUGUAUCAGAGUCUCGGGAAUUAGCAGAGAUGUGGUAAAAGCUAGAGAUGAGAUUGAUGACAUGGUCAAGAGCAUUCGACUGGCUAAAGAAAAGGAAAACCAGGCAGACUAUGUUCUUACUUUCGUGGAGUGGAGAUACACCGAAAAUAACAUCACAGACUGUUUUGACAAAAUAGCCAACAAGGAGUUGGAGGACGCAUGGAAGGCAAAGCAGAAGAACGUUACUGUUAAAAUUCAUAAUCAGGAAUUCACGGUGAACUUGAGCACAAACACAGCCACGGGCCCUCAGGGGCAGAGCGUCACUGUUCAGCGCGUCAUAAAAACUGAAGCUGAAAUCCCUGAAAACUGGAGUGACAUGAAGCAGAAGACAUUGCUUGUGGUCAAGCUGCCAACCAGUGAUCCUGAAUACAUCAUGGUGGCGAGCCAGUUUAAUCAGACCUGCUCAAACUUUGUCAUAGAGAAGAUUGAAAGGAUUCAGAACCCAGCUCUCUGGAAGAGGUACCAGGCAAACAAAAAAAUUAUGGAUGAAAAGAACGGCCAUCAAAGAAAUGAGAUGCAACUCUUCCAUGGGACGGAGGCUAGCUCUGUGCCACACCUUAACAGCCACGGCUUUAACCGCAGCUAUGCUGGGAAGAAUGCUGUGUGCUACGGGAAAGGAACCUAUUUUGCUGUUAAUGCUUCCUACUCUGCCAACCACACCUACUCCAAACCGGAUGCCCAUGGGAAAAAGCAUAUGUAUUAUGUGCGGGUCCUCACUGGCAACUACACAAAUGGACACUCGACACUGAUUGUGCCUCCUUCAAGGGACCCUCAAAAUCCUACCGACUUGUACGACACUGUCACAGACAACGAUAAAAAUCCAAGUAUAUUUGUAGUGUUUUAUGACAACCAGGCAUACCCAGAGUACCUUAUCACGUUUAGGCAGUAACACUUUGGGGCACCCGCCCUCACAAAGAUAGCCAUGAUCAUGUGUCUGCUGUAAGGUAAAUUUUGGCUGACUUCGUUCUUAAGCUUUCUCUAAGAAAAGAGCACAAGGUCUUUCUUUGCCGUGGACCUGCUUCCUCAGCUGCUCCUCCAUAGUGGAAAUUAAUCUACUUGAGAGCCAAUCAACUUGAGAAUUGAGAUCAGGUAACAGCCAUAACUGUAUGUGCUCAAAUGUGAACCUCUGAUCUCUGGAAAAGAACAGGCUUUUAUGUUCGGGGAGGACAGCAAGACCUUUAUGGACUUUCAGGAAGCCACACAGUCUCAGUUGCCUCCAGUGGAGUCGUGUUGGAGUGUCACGGUGCCGGGGUGGACCCACAUCAUCACUGAGCCAAUCUUCCUUGCUGCCAACCGAACAGAUUCCAAGAUGGAGAACUUUCUUCACUGACAGCCCUGUGCCAUGUGGCCAGACAGCCCCAGCCGGGGCUAUGUACCAACUGGGAGCUGGGAUGCAGCUUGUGGUCUGCGUGAACUGUGCCCUGAGGGACAGACCUAUCUCAGAAGCCCUGGCCUCAGUGGCCGGGGGCCCCUUUUAAUGUUGACCCCAGUGGUCAGGCUACCUGGUGCAAUCAAUGAGGUGCCUGCUACAUCUCCGGUGGGAUUCCUCCUACCGUGUGAAAAUGAGUGAACUUGAAGGAGAUGGGCUGUGUUUCCGGUGGCAGCCCGGCUUGUGAUGACUUAAAAGCUUUUUGUAUAAGCCAGUUAGUCAGGCUGCUAGCUUGCUAACACUAUCUACUGGAUGGUAAUUAUUCUUGCGGUGCUGGAGAUUACCCAGGGCCUCACAACGGGUCAGGUGAGCCCUCAACCUGUGAGCUAUAUCCGAAGCCAUCUUACUUUGAGGCGGCGUCUAAGUUGCCCAGGCUGCCUUUGAUAUCAUUCUGUUAGGCUUUGAAUGCACUAUCUUCCUGCUUUGGCUACCUAUUGGGGGCCUGUGCCACCAGACUUGCCUUAUGUUAUUCUUCUAAUUUUCUCCUGUAAGUUUCAGACUCAGUGCCAUUUGUUGAGUGCCUGGGCCUUGCCAGGUAGAGUAAGAGGCGUGUGCACAUACAUGGUUUUGGUCCCACAAAUAGCUGAGCCCCUCAUUAUUCCCACCCCAGACCGUGGCCUUGAGAUUAGUGAGUGCCGUUUCAGGAGUUAUUGCAGAUGAUCUGUGAGGCAAACCCAGAUUCCCUUGCUUUUUUUCCUUUCUGGAACUGGUGACCACUCUACCCUUACUAGGCGUUCUCUAGGACGGGGCGCGAGUGCCGUGCAAGAUUCUCAGUUGGUAUACUCUUGGGUUUUGUGUGUGUGUGUGUGGGGGGGAUGAUUAAGGCACUGGUUCCCACUAUAGGAAGCAUUGGCAGGCUUCAAAUGGAGAGAAUGGUCACUGUUGCUGCUCCAUCGACACAGGCCUUGAAACUUCUGCUGCUGUUUCUAAGUGGACUGGCGGAGACUGCGGCUUGAAAGGGGUUUUCUCAGCACUGGCGGACCAGGAUUCGGCACUAACAAUGGCCUAAAGAGACGGGAUGAAAGCCUGAGGCCUGUUUUCAUUUGCUUUUUUUCUCCAGUGGUUUGGUUAACUCAGGGCAAGGAUGACACAUGCAAGAAUAAGAAUCCCAUCAGCCAAUGUCACAGUUACGUUCAGUCAAAGUAAAUAUGUCAUUUUUUUUUGUCAUUUUCUUCAUGUCCUAGUAAAAUGACUUGGAAAAUGUC
Molecule: messenger RNA, 7168 nt
Organism: Meriones unguiculatus (Mongolian gerbil)
Lineage: Eukaryota; Metazoa; Chordata; Mammalia; Rodentia; Muridae
Gene: Parp14
Product: poly(ADP-ribose) polymerase family member 14
Exons: 17
Coding region: 45-5423 (1792 amino acids)
Biological process (GO): negative regulation of gene expression
Cellular component (GO): nucleus; cytoplasm
Molecular function (GO): NAD+ poly-ADP-ribosyltransferase activity; transcription corepressor activity
Source: RefSeq, a predicted model, not a curated record